Messenger RNA from Peromyscus maniculatus bairdii (prairie deer mouse), 558 nucleotides. The record is from RefSeq and is a predicted model, not a curated record. Lineage: Eukaryota; Metazoa; Chordata; Mammalia; Rodentia; Cricetidae.
AUGGAGCCGACUUUCUGGUCCGUGCACGUGAAGCAGGCCUGGGAUUCCGCCCCGGUGGCGCCAGAGACCGAACCUCCUCUGCUCCCCGCCUUCUCAGAAGAACUUGGGCCCUGGCCUCUUCCUUUCUAUCCGGUCCUAGGAGGGAUCCGCUCAGACAGAGGUGACGAUCUCGAGCAACCGCUUUCAUGUCUCCAGGGUGACUUGUCGGGAUCCGACGGGAGGACCGAGUCUUCCAGCCAGCCGGACUCCCCGCGGGCCUUCCACGAGGGACGAGGGCGACCUGCGACCCCGGCAAGCGUGGAGGACUCCGACGUAGAACCGUUCCCAGAGGCAGAGCAGCCCCGGCCCUGGUCCAGAGCGCCCCACCGUCGCCAGGAAUCGCGGGACACCGAGACCACGGAGAGGAGAAGCCCUGAGGAGUGUGAGCCGCCCAGCACCGGAAACCCGAGGGGAGGAUCGCGGGUUUGGUCCGCCAUCUGGCGGCGCAUUUGUAGCGUGUUCUGCUGUUGUGUGCCACGUGGCUGCUGCUUACCGGUACGUGGCAGCCGGGAGCCUUAG